Molecule: messenger RNA, 1013 nt
Organism: Haemorhous mexicanus (house finch)
Lineage: Eukaryota; Metazoa; Chordata; Aves; Passeriformes; Fringillidae
Gene: RPUSD3
Product: RNA pseudouridine synthase D3
Exons: 9
Coding region: 5-931 (308 amino acids)
Biological process (GO): pseudouridine synthesis
Molecular function (GO): RNA binding; pseudouridine synthase activity
Source: RefSeq, a predicted model, not a curated record
CGCCAUGGCGGGCACCGGGAGCGCCGCUGCCGCCGCCGCGCGCGCGCUGGCGCGCCCGGGACCGGGAGCGCGUGCCGCGGGGUGGAGGCGGCUGCUGGGCCCCAAGGAGACGCUGAAGCUGUUGGAGGGCUCCGUGGUGCACCGGGAAGGAGCUCUGCUGGCACUGAGCAAGCCCCCUGGCCUCCCCAUUCUGGGGCGUCCUGGGGACCUGAGCCUGGAUGCGCUGCUUCCGGCACUGCGACGACGCCUGGGCCUCACUGCUGAGCUCCACGUGGUGAAGGCUCCUGCCAGGGAGUAUUCUGGCCUUGUACUCCUGUCCAGCUGCUACCACACCACUAAGAAGCUCCAACAGUUCUUCACCAAUGCGCGUUGGAGAGGCCAGUACCCUGCCACAUAUCGUGCCAUCACCGUGGGAGUCCCAGCAGAGGUAGAGGGUGAAAUCUCCACGGGGCUGUGCUGGCAGCAGCAGGGGGACAGAGCCAUGGUGGUGCCAGUCCCAGCCCCAGGACGCCGCAGCCUGGCCAGGAAGGAUGUGAAGAGCACCCUGACACGCUACCGGGUGCUGAGUGCCAUGGGGGGCUGUGCCCUCCUCCAGCUCCAGCCCAGGACGGCCUUCCCAGAACAGCUCCAGGUGCACCUGACGCUGCUGCUGUGCCCGGCCCUGGGUGACCAUAAGCACUCCUCCUGCGUGGGCAGGGUGCUGGGAGUGCCCUUCUUUCUGACCCCCAAUGCUGCCCCAACCCACACACAGGUACUGGAUGAGGAGUUGCUGUCUCGGCUGGGGCUUUCUCCACGGCAGCUCCAUCACCUCCCACUGCACAUCCACCUGCAGGAGCUAGUGCUGCCUGAGGGCCCCCUCUGUGCCCCCCCACCACCCUACUUCCUGCACACUCUGCGCUGUCUGGGGCUGCCUGAGCACUCGGAGCCCUAGUGCUGCAGGGGGACACCCACUCCACCCUUCUGCUCUCUCUCACCCCAUUAAAAUCGCCCCCUGUUUUCUGGGUGGCCCAGCA